This is a messenger RNA of Larimichthys crocea (large yellow croaker), 6299 nucleotides long. It is a transcript of the gene agap1, whose product is annotated as ArfGAP with GTPase domain, ankyrin repeat and PH domain 1. Gene Ontology annotation, biological process: activation of GTPase activity. The record is from RefSeq and is a predicted model, not a curated record. Gene Ontology annotation, molecular function: GTP binding; protein binding; GTPase activity. Lineage: Eukaryota; Metazoa; Chordata; Actinopteri; Sciaenidae. The transcript has 19 exons. The coding region runs from base 42 to 3677 and encodes 1211 amino acids.
ACCUGAGGACACCUGAGGACACCUGAGGACACCUGAGGACGAUGUACCUGCUGGACGCAGACAGGAUGGAGCGCGGCACGCCUCAGAGGAAAACCGUCUACAGGAUCUCCCUCACCUUAGUGAAGAGGGAGAGUUUAGGUGACGAGGACGGAGGAGGAGGAGGUUCAGGCCCUCAGCGGGUGGAGAACCCCAAAGUGGGCGCCUUCAGGCGGGAGAGCUCGGUGGAGGUGCAGCGAGGAGGGCUGCUGGAGGAGCUGAAGGAGGUGGAGGACGAGUCGGACGAGUUCACGACGGUGCACGGCUACAUGAGGAACUUCAGGACGUUCAGCACGGGGCAGCUGGAGCUGGGCCGGCUGAAGGUGACCAGGAAACAUCUACAGAAGGAGGCCGCCAGCCCGGUCACAGAGCACGCCAAGGAGACGCCCGAGAGGCAGGAGGAGGCCAAGGAGACGCCCGAGAGGCAGGAGGAGGCCAAGGAGACGCCCGAGAGGCAGGAGGAGGCCAAGGAGACGCCCAAGAGGCAGGAGGACACAAAGGAGGACACCGCUGUGCAGAACAGCGGCGUGGAUAAGAAGCAGAGACUCCUGAAGGCGAGGAGCAUGGAGGAGAGGAGCUCCGAGCCUCCUCCGAGUAAUGGUAGGGUGUCCGCGGCGUCCUCCUUCCCUGAGACGCCUCCUCUCAAGCGUCCUCCUGGUCUCCUGCGACGCAGCUUCAGCUUCAGACAUUGGACGGGCGGUGAGCUGCUGCGUCUGCGCGCGCUGUCCAAAGACAAACACCACAGCAGCUCCAGCUGCAUCGGUCGCGACGCCGCUGUGCCGGAUGCCGGCGGCGUGGAGGCUCCUGUGGCGUCCUCGCCCUCCCGCCUCACUGACCCCACCAGGCAGAAGAGCCGGACUCUGGAGGUUGGCGCCGUCCUCAACAAGACGGACUCCAUGUCCGAGCUGAGCCGCUGGGAGCGAGCGCGGGGCAACAAGAACCGGACGCUGGACAACAGCGACCUGCUGCGGCUGGCGUCCGAGAAGGACAGCCCGGGCGGAGGCUUCCUGCUGAGGGGAGGAGGAGGGCGCUCCAGCGAGCGGCGCCUGGUUCGAUUCUUCAGCGGGAUCUUCAACAGGAGGGACGGGGCCACCUCCACCCCGACGGGCAGCCCUGGCACCGACCACCGAGCCCUCCACCGGGGCAAGUGGAGAGUUCUGUCCCAGUCCAGCACGGAGAGCAUGAACGGGGGCAGCAGCGAAGAUGCGUUCGUGAACAGUCAGGAGUGGACGCUGAGUCGGACGGUACCAGAACUGAAAGUGGGCAUUGUGGGUAACCUGGCCAGCGGUAAGUCGGCGUUGGUCCACAGGUACCUGACGGGAACGUACGUCCAGGAAGAGUCGCCUGAAGCUGACGUGGACGCAGGCGGUCGCUUCAAGAAGGAGAUCGUGGUCGACGGUCAGAGUCACCUGCUGCUCAUCAGGGACGAAGGAGGCCCGCCGGAGGCCCAGUUUGCGCUGUGGGUGGACGCCGUCAUCUUCGUCUUCAGUCUGGAGGACGAGAUCAGCUUCCAGACCGUCUAUCACUACUUCAGCCGCCUCGCCAACUACAGGAACACGGCUGACCUGCCGCUGGUGCUGGUCGGCACGCAAGACGCCAUCAGCUCGGCGAACCCCAGGGUGAUCGACGACAGCCGGGCCAGGAAACUGUCCAACGACCUCAAACGCUGCACCUACUACGAGACCUGCGCCACCUACGGGCUGAACGUGGAGCGGGUCUUCCAGGACGUCGCUCAGAAGAUCGUGGCCACCAGGAAGAAGCAGCAGCUCUCCAUCGGGCCGUGCAAGUCGCUGCCGAACUCACCGAGUCACUCGUCGGUCUGCGCCACGCAAGUGUCCGCCGUCCACAUCAGCCAGACGAGUAACGGCGGCGGCAGCCUGAGCGACUACUCGUCGUCGGUGCCGUCCACGCCGUCCACCAGCCAGAAGGAGCUCCGCAUCGACGUGCCGCAGACCACCAACACGCCAACGCCCGUCAGGAAGCAGUCCAAGCGCCGCUCCAACCUCUUCACCUCGAGGAAGGCGAGCGAGCCCGACAAGGACAAGAAAGGCCUGGAGGCUCGAGCCGACAGCAUCGGCAGCGGGCGAGCCAUCCCCAUCAAACAGGGCAUGCUGCUGAAGAGAAGCGGUAAAUCUCUCAACAAGGAGUGGAAGAAGAAGUACGUGACGCUGUGUGACAACGGACUGCUCACCUACCACCCCAGCCUGCAUGACUACAUGCAGAACGUCCACGGUAAGGAGAUCGACCUGCUGAGGACCACGGUGAAGGUGCCGGGGAAGAGGCCGCCGCGCGCCGUGUCCACCUGCGCCGCCGUGCCGAGUCCCAAAACCAACGGCCUGACGAAGGACAUGAGCAGCCUGCAGCUGGGACAGGCUCCAGGUUCGGUGACCAGCAGCUCGUCGGCGUCUCAGAUGGCGAGCGGCGUCAGCUUGGUGUCGUUCAACAGCCGCGGUCUGGAGGGGAUGCACCAACGCUCGUACUCCGUCUCCAGCGCCGACCAGUGGACCGACGCCACCGUCAUUGCCAACUCCGGAGUCAGCACAGAUACCGGUCUCGGAGACUCGGUCUGUUCCAGUCCUAGCAUCUCCAGCACCACGAGUCCAAAGAUGGAGCCGCCACCAUCGCCACACGCCAACCGCAAGAAGCACCGGAGGAAGAAGAGCACGAGCAACUUUAAGGCCGACGGACUCUCUGGUACUGCGGAAGAACAAGAGGAAAACUUUGAGUUCACCAUCGUGUCGCUGACGGGGCAGACGUGGCAUUUCGAAGCCACUUCGUACGAGGAGCGAGACGCCUGGGUUCAAGUCAUCGAGAGCCAGAUCCUGGCCAGCCUGCAGUCCUGCGAGAGCAGCAAGAACAAGUCUCGUCUGACCAGCCAGACGGAGGCCAUGGCUCUGCAGACCAUCAGAAGUAUUCGGGGAAACGGUCGCUGUGCCGACUGUGAAGCUCAGAACCCGGACUGGGCCAGCCUGAACCUCGGUGCCCUGAUCUGCAUCGAGUGCUCGGGCAUCCACAGGAACCUGGGCACUCACCUGUCCAGGGUUCGCUCUCUGGACCUGGACGAGUGGCCGCUGGAGCUCAUCAAGGUCAUGUCGGCCAUCGGCAACGAGCUCGCCAACAGCGUGUGGGAGGCCAACGCCCAGGGACGCCUCAAACCGGGGCCGGACGCCAGCAGGGAGGAAAGGGAGCGCUGGAUCCGGGCGAAGUACGAGCAGCGCCUGUUCCUGGCGUCGCUGCCCGGCGUCGACCUGUCGCUGGGCCAGCAGCUGCUGAGGGCGACGGCGGAGGAGGACCUGCGCGCCGUCGUGCUGCUGCUCGCCCACGGCGCCCGGCAGCAGGUCAACGAGACCUGCGGCGAAGGAGACGGACGCAACGCGCUGCACCUCGCCAGCCGCAAGGGCAACGUGGUCAUCACGCAGCUCCUCAUCUGGUACGGCGUGGACCUGAUGGCGAGGGACGCCCACGGCAACAGUGCGAUGGCGUACGCCCGGCAGGCCAACAGUCAGGAGUGCGUGGACACGCUGGCUCAGUACGGCUGCCCCGACGAGCGCUACCCGCUCAUGGCCACGCCCAACCUGUCGCGCCGCAACACCAACCGCAACAACAGCUGCAGCAGCACCGGCAGCGCCGCGCUCAUAUGACCACGCCCUCGCCGCCGGACAAACCGUGUUUGGGAGAACUGACCGUUUAUUUUGGGAACCACUACCUGUCGUGACUCUAAGCCCCGCCCACCUCACCUGACAACCACCACUGCCGCCGUCGGCUCGCUAAGACUGAUUAAGACUGAUCGCAGGUCAGUGGUGACGCUGCGUCUUGGGAGAACCCUCAGCAGGAACAAAGCAUGGUGGGAAAUGCGGUUCACUACCUUCAUCUGUCGGCUCGUCAUCAGAGCGUUUUGGGAAACAGUCACAUGACUUACGACAGCCAAUGACGGCCAGUCUGAAGCUCGGGACAUCAUACCUCAUCACAGCUAUAAUUUAAACACUACACGUCCACUCGUCUCGCCAAAUCAUAUCGUCCAAUCGUAACGAAGAUUUCACGAAGGCAGCGAGAGGGCGGAGUCACCAUCAGCUUCACCUUCAGGACUCCGCCCCUCAGCGUCACCUGGACUCUCCUCCCGCCUUCACUCGUCUUCAAUGUGAAAUAUCUCGAUGUAAAGUUUAACAGAAUCAUGAGUUCUUAGUGAUAGGUCGCAUGUUUGACACCUUCAUUUAAUUUAACUCUGUAUGUUCUGUGUCUCCAUGUGCAUUGCUGGACCAAUCGUCAAAACACGGGAAGGAGCGGGAUCAUUUAGUUUGUUAUCGGGUGUAAAAAGUCUUUAAAUGUACAGAAGCCAGGCUCAGGGACCGGAGACUGUCCAUGAAACGCCCCCACGUCCUUCACACCAGGAUCAGUUUGACUCGUUCUCACUCUGUUUUCAGAUUAUUGACGAAUGAUUGACACUCAGUAAUCCAGCAUGUAAAGAUGAACCCUGUCGACUGAAUUAAGAUUAGAAAGUUAGUUUGAGCAGACUCCAUGCUGCCUGACCUGACUGAAGUGUGAACGCGUCCAACUGGAUUCUGGUGAAAUCAUGUAAACUGUCCCUGAAGUGAAGUUUCCUGUUUUAAUGUGUAAAAAAGGACAAAGGACAAAGGAAGCAGCUACACGGAGACAAAAAGGGAAUUCAUCUGCUUCCUGUUGUUUUUAAUCUGCUGUCAGAUCAGACGUUAUUAUAAACUCUAAAACUCUUUGAACCAACUGUCCCGUCCAAUCAGACGGUCUCCCUGGUCUGCUCAGCGAAUCACUAAGAAGGGCUUCUUCCUCGUCUCUGGUCUGUAACCUCCUCGUUGUAAAUAAUCUUUCUCUCUUUCAGCGGCGACGUCUUGUAAAUUAGAGAACACAGGAAGUACCGGUGUGAUUUAUUCUAACGUGGAAACAUCAGCGUGGACUGAACGUGACGCCGAAACUUUUAAACCAGCGUGCAAGUCUGAUAAGACUAGUCUGAGACAACUCCAAGACUGAUCUUAAUUCAAGACUCAAAUCUAAAUUCAGACAAGUUUGAGUCCAGAUGUUUGAGUCAAGACUAAGUCUAGAUGUCCAAGAUCAGGUCCAGACGUGGUCAAGUUUGAGUCGGUACCAGGUCUAAUUUCAGUAAAGACCUAGUCCAGAUUUUUGAGUCGAGCCAGGCUAGAAAGUGAAUCAAGGCCAGUUAGACCAGAACAGUCUGAGUAAGUUUGAGCAGGCGACCUGAUGGACCGACCGAGCGACGUGGAAGUGGAAAAGAUGAUUUGAGUCACGAGUCUGAACUUUCGGUAAGAGAAUCAAUGAAUCAUGAAACAUUGUUGACGUGGACGUUGACCGAGCGUUGAUUUCUUUGGGUCGCCUGAACUCUGACUGAUGGUUUGUGUGCGGUGAUUUUUACCUUCCACACUAUGCUGAGCACCGAGUCUCUUCGCUCUCUUUAGUCCUCAAACUUUAAAUGUUGCUGCAGAGGUUGAGCAGCUCUCAGCCCAAACUGUGUAUCCAAGCAAUACCCAUGAACACGCCCGUCACCGUCGCAUCGUAACUCCAUCCUCUGAUAUCGCUGCAAUAUUCCCAUUGAACCACGAACACGCUGCCUGUUUGUAGAAAAACUCUAAACUUUUCCUCCUUUUGCCUUUUUCAUUUGACGCCUGCCUUUUUUCUUCCCAACGUCGCCGACCUUGUAAUCGAACGUGCCACUGCCCCGCCUCCUCGACCGGCCGCCUGACCUCCCGUUAAUACUAAACUAAGAGGUUUGACCGCAACUUGUGUCAAAAUGUUUGAUUUUAUUUAAUGUUUUUAUAUCUGACUUGUCCCUCGGCUGUCCUGAACCGGGACGUCCUUUUAUUUAUGACAGAAAUGCACUAAAUCUGAGUCAGUCCGUCUUGAACUUUCCACUACACCUUUGUUUGUUUCUCGGAGCGUCGACAGCUCCUGGUGGUUUCCUCCGAACCUGAGCAGAGACGUUUCCGUGACGUCCCAGGGUUCACGGGAACGCUAACCUCCACCACAGCUAGCAGUCAACACAUCGUUUCCGUUCACGAGGUUAACACUAACCGAGAGAAGCAUGUCGGAGUCAUUCAGCACAGAUUUAAUCUGGGCGCUAAUUUAGACAGAAGAAGAAAAAACUGCUGAGUCACCUGUCCUCCACCUGUCCUCCACGCUAAGCGCAACAGGCUAGCAUCAUAGCAUCGUUUUAGCUUGUGACAAACCUAAUAUUUUAGUUUUUAGUCAGCUGAGUCUUUAGAGUCUUAAGUCUUUAG